This is a messenger RNA of Pleurotus ostreatus (oyster mushroom), 2241 nucleotides long. RefSeq lists its product as uncharacterized. Lineage: Eukaryota; Fungi; Basidiomycota; Agaricomycetes; Agaricales; Pleurotaceae. Bases 1 to 2241 code for a protein of 746 amino acids. The record is from RefSeq and is a predicted model, not a curated record. The transcript is spliced from 7 exons.
AUGUCCACUCUCCCUUUCAUUUCCCAGAUAAAGUCACUCGUACAAGUUUGCACCGGCAACGUCGAUGGUGCUAGGAAGACAUGGAACGAGUUCACCGAUGCUUGGACUCACCACCCGGGCAAGACUAUUGGAGACAUAGUGGAUGGCAUUCCAGUCGUUGGACACAUCAAAGGCAUCGUCCACUUCGCCAUGGGCGACACCGAAGAGGGGAUUGAGGCCGAAGAAUCGGCAACCCGCAGCCUCGCUGUUAUCGGCGCCGCAGCGUUAGCUGGUGCCACAGGUGGAGCUGCUCUCCCUGUUUUAGCUGCUGUCGUGGCAGGCGUCGCUGCAGAUGGAAUAUUGACCGGGAUCGAGAGUGCUCGGCAUCAUAAGUACGAUCCUCAGGGCAUGAUCGGUGUAGGAACAAAUGUCGUCAAGGACUUCUCCCAAAGGAGAGAGGACAGACUCGGGGGCGACGUCUUUGAUGGUGUCGUUAUCGCAGCUAGCGACGGGCUAAUUGGAAAGGGUGGAGUGAAAGUCAGAGCUGGUGCGACGACAAGAAUAUUCCGUGUUGAGGGGAAGAGUCUCAUACGUCAAGGCGACGGCUCUCGACUAGGUCACUUCAUCGCUGGUGAUAACCAGCGCAUAUUCUAUCACAACGGUGAAAUCGCCCCUCGAGAACGCCUACCUCCCCCAUCGACAGCGGAAUCCUUACCUACUGCCCACAUCCCCCUCGAACCUGAGCCUCGCCCUGGAGGUCCUUUCAAAGGUGGGGACAUCAUCGACAGACCAAAUUUCUUCCUACGUUUUGCCCCGGACUUCUUUGACGACAACGGGAAAAUGAUAUUUCUGAAUUUUGGAGAAGAGGACAGGAUGUAUGCGUAUUAUGCACAGAAGUUGCUCGAUCAUCGGGAUUUGGUGAAGAAGUAUAAGGAAUUGUACCACGGUGACGUGCCUAGCAACGUGACCGAGAAAGCUCAUGAUAUACGCGUCAAGUCGUUUGAGGCCAGUGCCACAACUCCGCUGUGUCGAGCAAAGGCAGAGGUACUUACUCGCGACCUCGACCAAAUCGAGAAAGACGCCAUAACCGAAAGACAAAAGCAGCAAAAUCCCGAUUCCUAUCGCGGCGUACUUAACGUUGACCUGAAAGCCCCCAGGCAGUAUGGUCUUACCAGCAACCGCUACACGCCAAUUUUCAGCAAAGUCAUCAAAGACACCUUCCGCUCGGAGCCACUCUGGAUCAGGCAUCUUCCCACGACACUCCUCAAACUGAUCAAUGAACAUCCUGUGGCUUUUGGCAAGAUACGCACGUUCAAAUACGCGCCGGUGGCGGCAGGUGCAGUUCUUCAUGGUCGGGUACCCAUCCGGGAUGUCCUUAACAUAACUACGGAGGAGGUUUCUAGCGAAGAUGUCGCUCCUCUGGUUGUGGCGCACUGUCGUCAUGUCAAGACGAUCACGGCAGCUACUGAAGAGAGUCCUCCUGAUGUCUCCGAGCACUACGAAUAUCUCGUCAGGUUCGAUGAAGAAUCACCAGCAGAGUGGUACCCCGAGACGCUCGUUUCGAAGGAUCUUCAGGACGAUUUUUAUAAACGCGCUAUGGCUUCUGCGCAGCCUGUACACUCAUUUGAUCGGUCCGACCAAGGGAAGCUUAUCGUUCAGAGGCCAAGUGGAUCCUGGGAUGAGAUUGAAGACGGCCAGAUUUUCUGGAAUGAGCAGGCGUCCGGGGAGAACCCUCUAGGGGUGCGCGAGCUUGAUGCGAUAUUGUGCCACAUGUAUCGCAACGACUCAGACGCCGGUCCUCGUAUAUCUCUCGCCACCGACGACGCCAUCCCCGCUUUAAAUAUCUUGCACAAUCCGCCUUGUGCAGACCCCGAAGGUCAACCUGUAUAUCUCGCAUCGGCACUUGACUUCAAAGGUGGGGUCCACCCUUGUAAAGUUGCACCCCAUCUUCGACCUGGGCACUGCAGAGUUUCCUACGGAGGAGCCGAGGUUGUACAUCAAGGGAGGUAUGAGCUGUUGCCUUUCUCGACGGAACUUAUGGAGUUUGUGGAUACGCAAGGAGGGCAGAUACCUGCGGGUAGACGAGUGGUCCUAGGCGGAUACGAAGAUGGAAAGCCGCUUUAUCAUGCUCUCGUCGAUAUUAAUGGUGUUAUGGUACCCGGGAAGGCUGCGCCCCAUCUUGGAGAUAGAGGGGGAGCAGACGCUCCGUACAACGACACAGAGAAUUGGAGAUAUGAACACAAGAUUUUAUGCUGGAGAUGA